This is a messenger RNA of Trypanosoma cruzi, 4561 nucleotides long. RefSeq names its product dispersed gene family protein 1 (DGF-1), putative. NCBI's taxonomy places the organism in Eukaryota, Euglenozoa, Kinetoplastea, Trypanosomatida, Trypanosomatidae. The record is from RefSeq and is a predicted model, not a curated record. The transcript has a single exon. The annotation marks the transcript as partial.
AAGCGGGCUGACGCCGGCUACCGGUUCGUUGCUGGAUGCCUGACGGUCGCGGGACGGGUGGUGACGACGGCAGCAGAACUGGAGCUCCACGGCAUCACCAACGUGACGACGGUUACCGCGUGCGGGGAGUGCACGAAGGACGGCGACUGCUUUGCCCCGCUGACGACGGCGGUCAUUGACUGCAAGUGCCAGUGCGCUGCUGGAGGGCACGGCGAUGUGUGCGUCCCGGCGCCUGUGCCUGCUGGCCCGCCGCCAUCGUCAUCGCCACCACUGCCACCACCGCCACCACCCACGCCACCGUUACCGCCGGUGGGUGAGUGCAUCAGCGACAUUGUGUACCCCGAGGUUGCGCAGGCAGUGGGCAGUGGGCAGUCGUGGCUGUGCUACCGCAACGUGACGUUCAGCGGGGGCGGCAUGAGACUGACGGUGCUGCUUGGGGCGAUGACGGGCGACGUGGCGAAUGUCAUGUUCGAUGGAUGCACGUGGAGGGACGGCGCCGUGCUGUUGCUUUUGGGCAGCGCGUACGCCUUUGUGGGGUCGCUGAACAUCGUCGUCACCGGCAACACUUUUCGUGACGCGCUGCUCAGCCCGGAGGGUGUGUUUCCACCGCACACGAACAUCACGAUCAGCUGGAACCGCUUCACGGUCACGAGGCUGAUCCCUCGGUCGGGUUUGGGCCUUGACAGCCCGUCGUGUGUUGCGAUGAAUGGACUGGCGAUCAGCAAUGACUCCGCGGUGGUGUUCAGUGGCAAUGUGUUUGAGAGCGUGGGGGCAUCGUCAAGUGCUCUUUACGUUGUCAGAUCUGCGCUGAGCGUGUCGUGGCACUCCGUUUUUGCGGUGGUGGGCAACGUGUUUCAUAUGGCUGGCAGUGACGGCACGCUGAUUAAUCUUGAGGGGUCUAGCCAGUCAUUUUCGCUGAAGGUGCUGAACGACUCUGCCGUGGUGAUCCGAGGCAACGUUGUGUCGAGGCCGGUGAAGUACUUUUUAUUAGUAAUUUUGGCAUUACGUGUGGAGUCCCGGUCAGCGGUUGUGUUUCAGGGCAACGAAAUGCAGGGAAUCUCGGUCGCGUUCUUCCUGAGCUACCCUUCCUGCAUCGACUACAACUCCUGGCUGCAAUUGAGCGACAACCUCUGCCGUGAAUCCCCAUCGGAUGCGUUUGCACUCCUGAGCCCCACGGUGAAUCUCCGCGACUCCACGGUGUCUGUGUCCGGCAACCGAUUCAUGUCCAGCACGGUCACGCCGACAGUUUUACGGAUACCCAAAGGGUCCCGCGAUAUCACGAACGGAGCUAUUGUGGCUGGGUGCAACACUGUGAACGGCGAGGAGGAAGUGAACUACGUCAUCCCGUCCGUGUACAAUGCCACCAUUCUGACGUGCAGCGACCCAUGCGCCCUCGCGACGUCGUGCUUCCCCGCGUACACGACGACGGUUUCGAGAGAUGGCUGCGCCUGCACGUGCGCGGAGGUCGGCCACGGCGAUGCGUGCCUGCCUGUCGCUGUCCCCGAACCACCGAGCACCGACGGCGUCGACCUGUGCGUGCGGGACGUGAGUGUGGAUGUGGAGGUGAACGCCGGCCUCGGGACGUCGGUGGCGUGCUACGUUGGUGUGACCUUUGCGGCGGACGUCGUGGUGGACGUGGGGUCGAUGUCGGGGAGCGUGCGCAACGUGACGCUGGCGAACUGCACGUUUGUGGGCGGAGCGAGCCUGUACGUUGUCGGGUGGCUGUCCGACCCGCCUGCUGACGAGCGCGUUGAUGUGUUGGUCAGCGGGCUUGAGUCGCGCUCCGGCGGCGGUGCGCUGGUGGCGAACCGAUUCCCGCCGGGCUCGCGCGUCGCUGUGGUGGACUCGGUGCUGAUCGCGGAGAAGCGCGUUGCGUACCGCGGCGACUACGAUCUUGGCGACCUCUCCGCGUGCCUCGUGGUGCACAGCGUGAAUCUGACGGGGAGCGUGCUGACAAUUGCGCGCACGCAUGUGGCGGCGGUGUUCCGUGACGCUGUUGGCGUGUUGGUGGUUGGCGGCGUGGCGCUGUCGUCGCGCGGUGCGCUGUACUUGGACGGGCUGUUGGUGCAGACGGCGCUGGGGCUGUGCGUGUCGGUGGAAGGCGGUGUUUCGGCCAGCGGCGGCUCCGUGGUGGCAUUUGUUGACAGCGACUUCCUGCUGUGCAAGCACGCGGUGUCUGUGCGUGGGGCUGUGAGCGUGUCGGGCUCCGCUGUGGCGCUUGUGCGGAGCGACUUUUUGUCGACGGAGGACUACGCGGUGGCGUUCUAUUCGACGGUGAGCCUGGCCGGCGGGUCGAUGCUGCUGGCGAAGGACAACGUGCACGACGGCGGCUCGAGGGAGAUGCUCUACGCCGCUGGCGCCGUGACCGCUGCUGGGAGCACGCUGAGCUUUGUGCGCAACCGAGCGCUGCUGCCGCGGAUGGUGUCGGUGAGCCUGUCGCUUGCGGCUGGGGCGCAUUUGAGGGUGGCGUGCAACGACGCCGGUGGACGUGUCCUGUCGACGGCGGAGGAGUACGCUGCGGCUGGAUUUGGCGACGCUGGGAGCAUCGACGUUGUUGGGUGCGACGCCUGCGACAGGGACACGCACUGCUACGCGCCCGGGACGGCGUCUGCGAGCAUGAGGAACGGUGUGUGCGUGUGCGCGUGCGGCAGCGGCGGGUACGGCGAGGUGUGCGUGCCUGUGGGAGCUCCCGCACUGCCGCCCGCUGUGGGCACUGCGUCGAGUGUGUUCUUCCGCGAGGGCGUGACGGUGCAGUCGGUGUUUGUUGUGCCUGCCGGUGCGAGCGAGAUGACGCUGCGCCACGUUGUGCUGGACGGCGUGAGUCCUGUGCUCUACGUGCCGUGGAUGGCGCGGGACGGCGUGCGGAUUGUUGUGCAGAACGUGUCGCUGCUGAACGGUGCCGUGCUGUACGUGAUGGGCGGAGGAGCGUUGCGCGGUGCGGGGGCGGCGGGGAGCGACGAGAGCGGGCCGGUGGAGCUGUCCGUGUGCGAUGUGGAGGCGCUGAACGGUGCACUUGUGCUGACCGGCACGUAUCCCGCGGGAUCUGUGCUGACGGUGACGGACACCCUGCUGGUUGCCGCGAGGCCGACGCCACUUGUGUAUCUUCCCGGUUCGCAGUCCUCGCCGUACGCACCGGUGCUGGUGCUGUCAGGCCUGCGACUCGUGCGGUCCGUGCUGGUUGUGUCCGGCGUUGCUCUCGUGACGGUGAUGACUGGUGGGCGGACGGUGGUGGUGGACGACGCUGUGCUGGAGCUCGUCGGCGGCGGUGUCGCGCUGGAUGCGGCUGUGCUCGGUGGCGAAUAUGCGUUUUACGCGAGUGCGCGCGUGGUUGCGUCUGGGGGCGCUGUGCUGCGCGUGUCGGGGAGCCAGGUGUACGCCGCGCAUGGAUUGGUAUUCGGCAGCGGAGUGGAGGCCAACGCGUCCGCCGUCGUAGUGAAUGACAACGCCGGUGCGCUGACCGAUGGCGCGCUGCUGGAGCUGCGGAGGUCGGCGUCGUUUGUGUCCGGUUCGUGGCUUUCGGUGCGCGGCAACAGCAUCAGCGGCAGGCUUCUGUCGGUGCCGUCGUACCCGCGCAGUGCGGACCUCGUGCGGAGCACGCUGACGCUCCACGGGAAUGCCGGCAGCGGGCCCGUUGUGAUGGACGGCACCGUUGCGCUUGUGGGUGCCGGCCGGAAGUUUGUUGUGGGGUGCCUGACGCUCAACGGGCAGGCGCUGCGGCCGAUGGACUACAGGUCCGCCGGCAUCAUCGGGGAAUUCCGUCCCGUGGCGUGUGGCGUGUGCGACGCCGACGUAAGCUGCUUUACUGCUGCGACGAGGGCGAUGUCGGGGUCGUGCGGCUGCCGCUGUGCUGAGGGCGGGUACGGGCGCGACUGCCUGCCGAUGCACCUGCCGCACGUGGACGGGUGCAACCGCACGCACGGCAUGCCGCUGCUGAGCCACACGGCGACGCGCAGCCUGACGCCAACGGGGACGCCGAGUCUGAGCACGACGCACUACAGUCCGACGCAGUACAGUUCGACGGAGAGUUUGCAGGUGACGGAGACGGUGGCGCCGCCGCCCACGCGGACCCCGACGGCAUCGGUGAGCAGCACGCUGUGGUGGAGCGACGUGGCGUGCCCGACGCUCGCCGUGACGACGACGGCGGCUGGUGGGAAACUGACGCAGAACGACAUUCGCGGCGGUGGGAGCGCCGUCCCGACAUGGCUAAUGGUGGCGCUGCCGCCACCGUUUCGUUGGGCACGCGACCCGCGGCUCGGCACGCACCUGAGCUUUGUGCCGGUGUCCACGGCGCAGCCGAGCGGGUUUGGUGGUCCGUGGGGAGCGAUGCUGAGCAACGCGACGUGGGAGCGCAACGCGACGAAUCCGUCCACCGUCCUGGAGCUGGCUGUGCCCGUGCACCGCGGUUACUUCAUUGCUGUCGACGAGACGAUAGUCAUUCGCUGCGACGCUGCGGCGGUGUUCGGCGGCUGCAAGGGUGUGCUGCUUGGGUCCUUCACGAUCAGGUUGAACACGCUGCCCGCCGCUGCCAGCGCCCUCUCGGCGAUCACCCGGCGUUGUUGCG